Molecule: messenger RNA, 501 nt
Organism: Lathyrus oleraceus (garden pea)
Lineage: Eukaryota; Viridiplantae; Streptophyta; Magnoliopsida; Fabales; Fabaceae
Exons: 3
Coding region: 1-501 (166 amino acids)
Source: RefSeq, a predicted model, not a curated record
AUGGAAAUAGAUUUUGAGGGAAUUAUUGAAAAGGGUGAAGCUGGAAUAGUUAAGGAGGAUGUGAUUGAGAAAAAAGAAGAUGGAAGUGAAAAUGAAGAGAGUAGAAAUCAAGGAAUGUUUUCAAAGUUCAAGAAAAUGCUAGCUACUCUCCAGAUAAGUAUUUCGUUCCAUGAAAUUUUUGAACUAAUGCCUAAGUUUGCUAAAAUUAUGAAGGCAUUACUAAAGGGGACGAAAGAGAAAGUGGUCAAGGAACAUAUUUUGCAUGCUCUAUGUGAUCUUGGAUCUAGCAUAAAUGUCAUACCACUGAAAAAGGUUAAAGAAUUGAAAGUGGGUGAGAUCACACCGAGUAACAUGACUCUCACUCUAGCUGACUCAUCUGUUACUCAACCAAUUGGUAUCUUAAGAGACGUGUUAGUACAUGUCAACAUAUUAGUGUUUCCUGUAGAUUUUGCAGUGCUUGAUACAAAAGGAGAUUCAGGAGGAUUUGUUAUUCUCGGAUGA